This is a messenger RNA of Trichosporon asahii var. asahii CBS 2479, 2019 nucleotides long. RefSeq lists its product as uncharacterized. Gene Ontology annotation, cellular component: Ino80 complex. The coding region runs from base 1 to 2019 and encodes 672 amino acids. The record is from RefSeq and is a predicted model, not a curated record. The transcript has a single exon. Gene Ontology annotation, molecular function: ATP-dependent chromatin remodeler activity; ATP binding; histone binding. NCBI's taxonomy places the organism in Eukaryota, Fungi, Basidiomycota, Tremellomycetes, Trichosporonales, Trichosporonaceae. Gene Ontology annotation, biological process: DNA repair.
AUGCCUUCCCUAUUCGACUCGCACGAGGAGUUCAGCGAGUGGUUCUCCAAGGAUAUUGAGAAUGCCGGAAGCGGCAACGGCCAGCUCAAGCCCGAGCAGCUGAAGCGUCUGCACACGAUCCUGAAGCCGUUCAUGCUCCGUCGUGUCAAGAAGCAUGUGCAGAAGGAGCUUGGCGACAAGAUUGAGAUUGAUGUUCUCGUCGACCUCAGUCAACGCCAGCGCGACAUCUACAAGCGCCUCCGAUCCCGCAUCUCGAUCGCCGACCUCAUGAAGGCGGAUACCAACGACUCGACCGCGACCAAGAACCUCAUGAACCUCGUCAUGCAGUUCCGAAAGGUCUGCAACCACCCCGACCUGUUCGAGCGUGCCGAUGUGCAGUCGCCGUUCCUGUUUGGAUCGUUCAGCCAGAGCGGCAACCUUGCGCGACAGGGUGACAACCUGUACUGCCCCAACUCGGCGAAAAACGCCAUCGAGGUGACGGUUCCCAGGAUCCUCUGGGAGGACGGAGGCGUGCUGAAGCGCCCGAGCGAGGAGAGUCUCGCCGGCUCAGACACUUACGUCAUGAACAACCUCAUGAACAUUUGGAGCACCGAGUGGAUCAACAGCUCGCUCAAGGAGGAGCAGUCGCCGUUCGCCUUCCUCAAGGUGAUGGACCUGUCUCCCGGAGAAGCCAACCGCCGUGCCAAGUCGCACCCGCUCGUGCAGUUGCUUGACAAGUCGGAGGACAAGCGCGACAAUGCGAUCAACGGAUCAUACGAGGCUGACCACGACUUUGCUGCUUCUUCGUCCAAGAAGUUCACACCGAUCGAGCCGCGUGUGCCUAACGCCGCACCCGAGGGCACAGACCUUCCUCCUCUGCGCGACAUCACACGCCAGUUCUGGAACCAGUCUUACAUGUCGAGGCGUUCUGCCCGCUUCGCUCAGGAGAGCGCCAUUGCGCCGCCGAUCCGCCCGAUAGCGUCCAGCCGAUCAUACGUCAACACGCAGGAGCGCCUCGAGAACGACCCCCUCGUUCAUUCCGCGCUGUACGGCUCUGCGCCCAGCGAGCGCGACGAUCCGGAUGCGGCAAAGCAGCUCGUUCGCCUGGCACCUGGCAUCUCGCCCACCGGUCUGCUCGAGGCGUCUGCCGAAAACCAGGUGCCGCGCUCCAGCAUCGCGAUUCCACCGCCGCAGCGUCUCAUCGUCGACUCGGCCAAGCUCGCGCGUCUCGACGACCUGCUCCGCGAACUCAAGGCUGGCGGCCACCGUGUGCUGCUGUACUUCCAGAUGACCAAGAUGAUGGACCUCAUCGAGGAGUACCUCAUCUACCGCCAAUACAAGUACCUGCGCCUUGACGGUUCCUCGGCGAUCGGUGACCGUCGUGACAUGGUCACGUCGUGGCAGACGAAUCCAGACAUCUUCGUGUUCUGUCUCAGUACGCGAGCCGGUGGUCUCGGUAUCAACCUGACGGCUGCCGACACGGUCAUCUUCUACGACCACGACUGGAACCCGUCCAACGACGCGCAGGCGAUGGACCGUGCGCACCGUGUCGGUCAGACGAAGCAGGUCACGGUGUACCGCCUGAUUGCUCGCGGCACGAUAGAGGAACGCAUUGUCAAGCUUGCUCGUGCAAAGAAGGACGUGCAGGACAUUGUCGUCGGAGCCAAGAGCGUCAACGACGUCGCCAAGCCGACCGAGAUUGCAAGCCUGUUCAUGGACGACGAGGAUGUUGCCGAGUCGAUGGCGAAGCGCAAGCAGGCCGAGGCGCACGGCUAUGUCGCGCCCGCGUUCGGGCAGACGAAGAAGUCAGCGUUCGGCGACGGCCUCGAUAUCGGCGACGACGAGGGCGACGACUUCUUCACGGCGGCGAACAAGAACCAGCAGCAGGACGACGACGACGACGAUCAGACACCAUCUGGGUCGGGCGCGCGGACGCCGCAGCCGAAGAAGGGCCGCGCAAAGAAGAGCGAGGGCGCAAAGCCAAAGGGCCGCAGCAAGAAGGUCAAGAUUGCCCUUGGACCGGACGGGCUGCCGCUUUGA